Messenger RNA from Pteropus alecto (black flying fox), 4734 nucleotides. It is a transcript of the gene CBX2, whose product is annotated as chromobox 2. NCBI's taxonomy places the organism in Eukaryota, Metazoa, Chordata, Mammalia, Chiroptera, Pteropodidae. Gene Ontology annotation, cellular component: PRC1 complex; heterochromatin. Gene Ontology annotation, biological process: negative regulation of transcription by RNA polymerase II. The transcript has 5 exons. The record is from RefSeq and is a predicted model, not a curated record. Bases 1 to 1767 code for a protein of 588 amino acids.
AUGGGCUUGCUCUGGCGCGUCACCCCGACCCCCGUGAAUGGACGGCUGGUGGCCCAGUGUGAGAAACGGCCCUGUCGCUCAUCAGACCCCAGCAACCGUGUGAUCGCAGGUCGUGGUUCUGGCUUCCAGGGCGGGGUCCCCAGGGCUCGUCCUGGACGUGAGUGGGGUCUCGUCCACUCUGCCACAGCACCCAGUGCCUUUGCCGACAGCAGGGACUGGCUUCUUUCUGAAGUGGCCCGUCACUGCCUGCUGUUUUACCCCGUCCGACCUGCUUUUUGUUUUUCCAGACACAACAGCUGGGAGCCAGAGGAAAAUAUCCUGGAUCCACGGCUGCUCCUGGCCUUCCAGAAGAAGGAACACGAGAAGGAGGCGCAGAACCGGAAGAGAGGCAAGCGGCCCAGGGGGAGGCCGAGGAAGCACACGGUGAUGUCGUCCUGCAGCCGGCACGCCAAGCUCAAGGAGCCCGACACGCCUUCCAAGUGCAAAUCCAGCAGCUCCUCCACGUCUUCCACGUCCUCCUCCUCCUCCUCCGACGAAGAGGACGACAGCGACUUGGAUGCCAAGAGAGGCCCUCGGGGCCGCGAGACCCACCCAGUGCCCCAGAAGAAGGCCCAGAUCCUGGUGGCCAAGCCCGAACUGAAGGACCCCACGCGGAAGAAGCGGGGCCGCAAGCCCCUGCCGCCGGAGCAGAAGGCAGCCCGCAGGCCUGUGAGCCUGGCCAGGGUGCUGAAGACUGCGCGGAAGGACCUGGGGGCGCCGGCCAGCAAGCUGCCCCCUCCGCUCAGCGCCCCCGUGGCCGGCCUGGCAGCCCUGAAGGCCCACGCCAAGGAGGCCUGCGGCGGCCCCAGCACCAUGGCCACCCCAGAGAACCUGGCCAGCCUGGUGAAGGGCAUGGCCGGCAGCCCCAGCCGGGGCGGCAUCAGCUGGCAGAGCUCCAUCGUGCAUUACAUGAACCGGGUGAGCCAGAGCCAGGCCCAGGCUGCCGGCAGACUGGCGCUCAAGGGCCAGGCCGCUGGCAAGUGCAGCCUCGGGCUGGACCUCAAGGUGAGGACGCAGAAGGGGGAGCUGGGGUUGAGCCCCCCAGGAAGCAAAGUCCCAAAGGCCCCCAGCAGCGGGGCUGUGGAGCAGAAAGGGGGGACCACGGGGGGCCCCCCCCACAUCCACAGCAGCGGCAAAGUCCCUGCGGGCUGCCUGGGUCCCCAGGCCGCGCCCACCCAGGAGCUGAGCCUGCAGAUCUUGGACUUACAGAGUGUCAAGAACGGCACUCCCGGGGUGGGCAUGGCCGCCCGCCAUGCCGCAGCCACCAAGGCUGGCCCUGCCGCCGGGCCAGGCGCCGGGAAAGGUUCAGGGGCUGGCCCCACUGGGGGGAGCGGGGCUGGUGUGCUGACUGACACCAGCAAGGGUGACAAGCCGGCCUCUAGGGCGGCAGCUCUGCCCCCCGCUGCAGGCAAGAGGGACUGUGUCAAAGGCAGUGGGGCCCCCGGGGGACCGGAGGGUCCCGCGGCCCCAGGAGACGGGCGCAAGGCGGCAGCGCUGUCUGAGGUCAGCACCGGCGAGGACAGCAGCUCCGACUCGGACCCCGACUCGGCCUCGCCGCCCGGCGCCGAGCAGAACCUGUCGGUGUCCGUGCAGACCAGCCAGGACUGGAAGCCCACGCGCAGCCUCAUCGAGCACGUCUUUGUCACCGACGUCACCGCCAACCUCAUCACGGUCACGGUGAAGGAGUCCCCCACCAGCGUGGGCUUCUUCAGCCUGAGGCAUUACUGACGCCGCUGCCAGGGCCUCCCCUGCUGCUCUGUGGCCUCUGGUUUUGCUCCAAUAAGUGACCUCCACCCCACAUCCUCUCCUGGGUCCAGGUGGCCUCCUUCAGGGGCCAGCUUGGAGGGCCUUCUCCCGGACCCCAGCCCUGCCCGUGACGUCGGGCCAGGCGGUGCCUCGAUGCCUUGCCAGGGCCUGGCCUGGCCCUGUUGCUACCUCUGGGCCUUCGCUCCGCCUCCCGUCGGCCUCAGGAAGUCAUUCGCCACCUGCAGCUCGAGCCAAAUGUCUGAUCCCUGCCUGAGUGACAGUGGGGGUCAGCUUCCUCUGGUUUUUGGGGGGCACACGUGUUCAAAGAGAGAGCUUCUCUCGGUCCCGCUUGGCUGUCUUGCCCAAUGGUGGCAAAAGUGUAUGGGGGGGUAGGCAUGAGGCAGGACUCGGGGGACUGCUACAGGGAGGGCUGGGUAAGCUUCUAGAAUAUGGGACGGGGUGGCGGGGCACACAGAAGGGGGUUCUUGCUGGUCAGAGCUCCUGUGCUCAGCAGUGCCCGAGCUGUCAAAGGUGAGGGGACCGUUAUCUCUCUGUCCCUACCUCUGAUUGCUGAAGGCUAUGGCCUUAAUGUAAAGUGACAAGUAAUUGGAGGUCAGGGGCUGGGAGCCUUAAAGAGGUUGGUUUUAAUGUCACCUGACCCUGGUUCAAACUAACUGCAGCCCCCAAACACCAAGCAGGAAGUCCAGUUGGGCUGGGAGGGGCAAAUUCCAGUGCUGCUUCACCUGAAGAGCCUCAGUUUUGGGGAGGAGAAGGCCGUCCCUCCAGCUGCCCUCCUUUCUGCUGGCCUGUGCAAGGACCGCCUUACUCCCGACCUCAACCCCGCAGAUGGCGCUUCGCGGCCCUGCAAGCUGGGAGUGCGGGCAGGUGCAGGAAGCGGUUCUGUCCUCCAGCCACCUGUGGGCUACCAGCUAUUGUACAGGGACCUGGGUGCAGUUCCCGUCCGUGAAUGUGGCCCCACCUUUCCCUGACAAUCCCCCCCAUUGGGGGUUCCACGUUCUUCCCCACUGGGAAGCUGUAUCCCUGUACCAUUUGGGAAGUGGGACAAAAUCAGGGUGCCUGCCUGGCAGAGGCCUCCAGCUACCCUGGUCAAGAGCCACCUACCCUGUGUGGUUCCUGAUGGGGCAGAGAGGUGGGUCAGCGCAUGGGGUCACCGGGUCUUUGUGAUGCCAAAAAGAAAAGUGAGGGCUUAGGGGGGCUCCCUUUCUGUUUCAGUUGGUUAAAGUCAGCCAGCAGAUGUGGGGGGCUACUUAUCCCCAAAGCUUCGAUUGCAGGGGAGAACCUGGACUUGCAGCAGGCUGGUUCUGGGGGGUGGGCCUGCUACAUCUCCAGUGUCCCCAGUCACUCACCCUCUGUGCCAAAUAGGACAACGUGGCUUUUGUGUAGCCAAGUGGAUUUCAACAGUGUGCCUUUGGGGAUAGCUCCUGUCCAGGAUCUUAUUGAGGGACAACCUGGUGCAGCUUCUGGGUCUCGCCUGUGGCAGCCGUGCUGGCUGUGGUGGGAACGGUGCCCACCUUGGCGGAGGUGAGGGCUUGGAGUCCCAGAUGCCCAGGCUGCAGCUAGAAAGUGGGCAGCGAAGGGGAGGAUUGUUCCUCAUCUCAGCAGGGGAGGGCGAGAUCUGACUCCAGCUCCAACCUCCCCUCCUGUCUGCAGACCCCCAGAUCGCCCCUGGGUGUGACUAAAGGGGUUCCUCCAGGCUGCCUCCCUCUUGGAAGAGCUGGCAGUCUCCAGAUUUUGUAGCUCCUUUCCUGCCAGGUGCUCUGCCGCUUUAGAGGCUGCAAAGCCAGACCAGCAGCAGCUCCCUUCCAAGCCUGUGGGGCAACCAGGGCCUGGGCCGAUGUGACGUCCCCAGCAGCUAGGUCUCCAAACCCUGACUUGGUGCCUUUCUGUUUACCAGCUAUUUCAAUCCCAAAGUUCAAAUCUGCAAACACCUUACUUCUAGCCACUUUGCCUUGCUGCGUUGUGUUUUUUUUCUUAGUGUUUGUGACUCCAAGCAGUCUGUGUUUAAAAUGGGCAUGUGUGUGCACGUGCAGCAGCCUUUGCUGGAGUUGGACCAGGUGCUCAGAGUUGGUCAUGUUUACCAAUAAAUAGAAGUAGUGCUUUUUUGUUUGCUGCUAUGUGCGCGUGUGUGUAGAUAUCAGUCACAUCCGACUUGAGAUUCCUUGAUUCUUUGUUCCUCUUACUAUGUGACUAUGUGGGCUGCGUCCCCAUAUUGAGUGGGCGUUUUAAUCCCGUCACAUCUUUCUGUUUGCUUCUGUAAUGGAUAGGAAGAAGUGGCCAGGCUAUCCUCUUGAGAGGGUUUGGCAUAUUUUUAUAUAUAUUUUUUGGUACCAAAAAGAGUGUUCCUUGUUUUGAAACACUCAAAAUUCUGACCUGAUGGGGGCUCUGGGCCUAGAGGCUUCAUUAAGGGAAAACUUGGGGCAGGACCAGCGCGUUGGACCGGUGCCAGUCACUGGCUUGAUUUGUGUCUUUUAAUUUAAAAAAAAAAAGCCAAAUCAUUCAUGUAUGCCACUUCUAAUUGCUUUAAACUAUGGCUGUUUGUUUGCUUUCCUAAAAGAGAGAACAAAAGUAGAUGCCUUGAGAAACUUCACAUCUUGUGGAAACAGGACAGCAGCCCAGCCCCCACCUUCAGUCAGGACUAACCAGUUAAAGGAAGUGCUUCUCCCAGGAAGCCCACCAUGGCUUGGCGGAGGGAGUCUGAGGAGGGGGGAGGUAGUGCCUAGAUGACCAGAUCUUCGCUCACGUGCACCUACAAAUUCUGUGCAUUUUCUAGUACUUUUGGAAAACUAACACUAGCAUUAGGUUGCAGAUUUUUUUUUUUAGACUGAUGAUAAUUUAUUUUGCAGGGGGAAGGCAUUAGCAAAUGUGUCAGAAGAUCUUUGUCCUUUUGUUAACUUUUAGUACAUCAAUAAAUAUUUUUUUGACUUGUCA